Symsagittifera roscoffensis is the source of this 763-nucleotide messenger RNA. RefSeq names its product squidulin-like. Gene Ontology annotation, molecular function: calcium ion binding. Bases 93 to 650 code for a protein of 185 amino acids. The record is from RefSeq and is a predicted model, not a curated record. The transcript is spliced from 4 exons. NCBI's taxonomy places the organism in Eukaryota, Metazoa, Xenacoelomorpha, Acoela, Convolutidae.
CUUUGGCAAACAAAUAAGAUUGUGUUUAAUGAGCGGCUAAUAACCUUAUAGCGAACUGAAUAAACAUCGUCCUUCGUUGUGCUUGAAUAACCAUGGCAUCUGGUGGUUCUCGAAACUUACCAAAGGUGCGUCUGACUCGGGAGCAGAAGCGUAGUUGUGUGGAGCUGUUUAAGACCCUGGAUGCGGACCACAAUGGGUGCCUGGAUGAGGAGGAGAUGUUUGAGGCGAUGAAGGCACAGGGCUUCACUCAGUACCAACUCAGUGACGCCAGGACACUCGUCAAACAGUAUGACACAGAUGGUUCUGGCAAGAUAGAGUUGAAGGAGUUCAUUAAGAUGAUGGAGCAGCAGGCGGCGGAGGAGUUGUACAAGGAGUACUGUGACUUCAUAUUCGACUACAUAGACAGAGACGGAUCAGGAGAGAUCACGAAAAGAGAACUCAGGAAAAUGUUAGGCAAAUUUAGUGGGAAUGAAGACGUGGUGAAGUUGGAGUGUGAGGCUCUUUUACAGAGUGCAGAUGACAACUCAGACGGGAGAAUAGACAGAGCAGAGUUCAAACAACUGCUGCGCAAUAUCCCUUAUAACGCAGUCCAGCAGUCAUUCGAACUGUUCGUCAGGGGAAAGUCGGCCGCUAAUGAUGGUUCGGCAUGAAUAAACUACUGGAGUUUCUUUUGUGUUAUUAAUUGAAUUCAGCGCUAUAAUACUCCAAAAAUAAAAUAAUUUAAGCUAGUUUGAUUGAACCAAUAAGAAGAAAAAAGCUUGGC